Bombyx mori (domestic silkworm) is the source of this 8853-nucleotide messenger RNA. RefSeq names its product klarsicht protein (gene klar). The record is from RefSeq and is a predicted model, not a curated record. NCBI's taxonomy places the organism in Eukaryota, Metazoa, Arthropoda, Insecta, Lepidoptera, Bombycidae. Gene Ontology annotation, cellular component: perinuclear region of cytoplasm; nuclear envelope; membrane. The transcript is spliced from 25 exons. The coding region runs from base 564 to 5486 and encodes 1640 amino acids. Gene Ontology annotation, biological process: cytoskeleton organization; nucleus organization; nuclear migration. Gene Ontology annotation, molecular function: kinesin binding.
GUUUGCUCGCGCUGUCCGCGCAGCUCACUCGUGUGCACAAAUCUACGCUGCUCCCAAUGAAACCCUUUGCCGAAAAUAAUUAAGACCAUUUUCGAUCGGCUAAAUCGGUUUAACUGUCGCUUUUAAACGACAGAACAUCGCGUUCGCAUGGUAUGCGCAUUGCGAUUUGAACGUGCGAUUGCUUCACUCUGUUAGGCCUUCUUAACAGAUAACUGUGAAGGAACGUGUGUGAGCCUCCAGUGCUCGGAGCGACUUGUGUUAGUGCUAUCAGUGGUACGUAAUUGGAGCAUGUGUUUAGUGGAAAGUGUCAAUUCACCUGUUUCGUACGAGCCUGUGUUACGUUUCACUGAACGCGAUACAAAAAGUGGUUUUGUGAUCGAGCACAUGUGACUAGGGGAGUAUUGAUACACUGCUUUCCCCUGACUCACAGUUUGAUUUAUGGCUUGUCCUGCGAUCACCCAGCACAAGAGUACCAAGAGACGCGGACAAGAAAAUGUGACCACCGACCAAACAACCAAAACGAAAUGCAAGCUAUAUAUUCAUGAGUCUUGGCACAAGAUUACAUGAUUGCAGCCUAUUUAUAUUUCCCGGAAACCAACAAAAUGUCUGCAAGUUUUGAACACACCGCUAUGAAGAGCAGUUUCUCGCUGUCGUCACUGAGGAGCGCGCCCGCGCCGCCCGGCGGACCCUGCGAACAACUCGAGCGGCCUUACCAUAGCCUCACUAAGAAGAGGAAGGAGCCGUGUAGAGAAGCCUGGCGCCGGAGUUGGGGCUCGACAGCGAGUGGCGGCAGCGCCGGCGACGAUCUAUGGCCGCUACUGCAACGACACUACGACUACAUCAUGGAUAACCAGAUCAUCGACAGUUGCAAGGAAGCAAACGGCGAAUUACUAUCACAUAAUCCGUCAGCUUUGCUGUCUGGUCCGUGUCUACUGAACCCAACAUCGGGGUUCAACAGACAGUGGUCGCUGAAUCAGCUCGUAUCCGAAUUCGACGAGCUCUGCCAGUGGCUGACACACGUGCAGGAAGAAAUAUAUUCUAGUCCCGAGAAUUUGUCCAAUUGGAAGCUUAGAGCGAAUCGUAUGGCAGAAUUGGUGGCGGUCGAGCCGCGGCGUGCGAAGUUCGUUGAACAAGCGAAUGCUAUACUGGAGAGGAUACCUGAAGCCAACGGAGAGGUGACCUGGCGUAUUGAGCACUUGAGGAUCAAGUGGGAAGCCCUUCGUCUGCUGCUCAGUCCGGAACAACCGCAUCUUGACGGCGAGAAUCCUGAUACAGUUGACACCGCCCACGAGCUACGUUGCCUUCGUAGAUGGUUGCACAGCAUGGAAGGCCGCCUUCCACCACCCUCGCUUGCUGCAGCCCGCUCAGCCUCCCAUCACGAGCUACUCAGGAAAUUGAGAGAGCACCAGGUAUUACAACGCGACGUGGAAUGUCAUGGACGUAUAGUCAGCUCAGUGGUGCGGUUGUGCCGCGGCGGUGACGCAGCCCGCGCCCUAGAACGACGCUGGCAUCUCCUGUACCUCCGAGCCAUCGAGUGGCAGUGUCACCUAGAGGCCUGUUUGACCAAGAUUAACACUCAGGGUGGAACAUCAAUUGAAGCUGUAAGUGACAGUGAUGACGAACCGGCUCUAAAACAACCGAGACUCAGCAGAAAAGGCUCUCCGCGGAGUCCAAGAAUACCGAGAAGUCCACGUAGACAACGCACUCCGGUUAAUGCUCGCUGCAGAGAAAACUCUACUGACAGUCGACAGUCAGCAUCAGAGGAGGAACAAGAAUAUGUACUGACGUAUACGUGGAGGGGAUUCGGAUCUGACUGCGAAUCGGAACUGAUGAGGGAACAAAGCAACAUGGCAGACGAGAGGAGAGUACCCGGCUCGUUUGAGGACAUGGACGUAAGAACCACUGACCAGACUGUACCUGUCACUGUUGACCAACUUGACGGCCUCGAUAUAAACAGCUCAGUUAUUAUAGAGGAGAAACUCAAAACGCCACCGACAGUGAUUAAACGUAAGAAACCAAUAGACACGUCGAAAUUCAAUCAGACCGAUCGAAAAUCCAAACAUCUAGCAAUCUUCUACUUCAAACACCACGAUACGGAUUCAGACAGACAAGUUAUUGAAACGGACGAAAAAAGCCAAGAGGAAUCUUCCGAAGAAGAGUGGACGUACGUUGGCGGUGCUAAAAUAGCCAACGAAGACUCAACUGAUCUGAUGACGUCAUCUGUGGAAAUACAAUGUGAGCUACCAGUUGACAAUCAGAAAGACACACCGGCAUCCCCGAAACUGAAACUAGAAUCAUCGACGCCUGAUUUACUGCGAGUCGAAAAUACUAGAUGUAAAGACAUAGAGAGAUUAGUGAACCAGGCUGAAGAAAUGGUGCAUAAAAAGGCUAUGGCAAAGAAGAAGGGAAUUAGGAACUUCAAGCCAUUGAGCUUGGAAACUGACGGAAAAAAUGUUAGCAGGAACAAAAUGUCCAGGAUCAAGGAAUGGCUGAAUCAAAGUCCGGAUGGAAAGAACGAAAACAAUCAGAACACGGAAAGCUAUGAUGCGUCUGGCGAAUACACGACGGAAAGCGAAGUGGACACAUCACUUACAUCUGAAGAACGGAACCUACACUCCUCCAUGGAUAUGAGCACCUCCACUUGUACAGUAACGCCGACACAUCAUGCCAAGGUUACAUUAAGAAAGAAACGCGCCGGUAACAGCACUAGGCCUUGGUCCGUAUCGUGUUUGUCUCAACUGAGCGGUGCGGGCGCAUCCCUAGCCGCCACGCCGACAGCGGCGGACGCGCCGAACAUGACACACAACAUGUCCAUAUCGGAAUCUGCGCUAAACACGCUAGCCUCCCCGCAUACAGUCACGCCUUCGAACUCUAACUCGAAAUUAAGGGGCAGCUCUACAACUGUACAGGGUCACGUAUCAAGCACGAACACAAUGACGGAAGCCUGCACGUCGUGCGUCGAAGCCAACGACAAACAGUGCUGGUUACGGCGCAAGCGUUUCAAGCUCCGCCGCCACAACGCACCGCAAAAUUCCAGGAGGGAGAGGCUGGUCAAGUCUCUGUCGUUCUGCGGAAGGCUCAGCCCUGAAAUAGAAGAUAAAAAUGAGAGGAGCGCCGCGAGUGACCCGGCUACAAGAAAGAGCAGGUUCGACACGACCUCAACCUCGGGCAACGACAGCGACGAGGAACUGAUAAAGCAACAGUUGGCAGCGAUGGCGAACCUACGCAAGAGCAUCGAGAAGACCCACAUAUCGACACGCGAAGACGGUGCCAUCCCGGAGCAGAACGAACAAAACGAUCCAGAAAACACGUCCAAACCCGAAUUCAAACUCGGGCCGGCCGGCGGAACGGUUCGACCGAGGUUAGCGAGGAGCUUGGAAAGGGAACGGAACUUCUUGGCGCUAAGCCUCGGCGAUCCGAACCAGCUCUGGGAUCUGAGUUUGGACAAAGAUUCGGACGUGGACAAAAGCGUGACGGCUGGCACAGAAGAGCACAGCUCGUUCUCGGAACAAGCCUGGGACUUUUAUCAAGAAAAAUACAACUCUGAACCUUACUCCGAAGCCCCAGAUUCUGACGCCGCACGUCGGUUGCUCGAGUUCGGUGACGACUACCGAGCUUUCUUGGAUUCACAGUCGGACUGCUGCUCUAGCUUGUCCGCACAACCAGAACACGAUCAGAGCCCCAGUGGUACUCGAAGAAGGCGACCUCCCUCCGAAAUGUCCAGGGAGAGAAGCUUACCGCGUCACAAGCGUCCCACGAGAACCUCCCCGGUCGAAACGCCUUCUAGAAAGCCCAAAAAGUCGAUGUCCAGCGCUGAACGCAAAAAAACAUUACUCGACAGCCUAGAGAGAUCGAGGAACAACACUAGUCUAGAGAGCAACGACGGAGUCCGGCGCCGGAAGCCAUCGGACAUGGAACGGAAGAAACACUCACCAGAAUUCGACUUGCUCAACGUGCAGGCUCUCGGCCGCCGACGUCACAGCUCCAACAUGACCAGCGACGAGGUGAACAGCUCGCUCGAGUACACCGAAGUGAAUAACAGACCGGACAUUCUGGACUCGCUGAACCGACGUCGCAGGACCGAGAAAGACGGGGAGGCGGAGUUGCAAAAGGUCGCGCUUUCUGAACUGAGGCGGCGAUCCACAGAGAGCAUUGAUUCUGAGGACGAGACGUCGAGUCCCAAGAAGCACAGCCGAAGGACGUGGACGGACGAAUCGGAGUCGGAGGCGGAGGAAGUGAGGUCCCUGGUGCGGCGCUCGAGCUCGGCGCUGGACGCCGCCGAGGCGCUGCUGGAGCGGCACGAGGCCUCGCCCGACCUGCUGCGCGCCUUCGACUACACGGAGGUCGUGACUCGUUGUCGCGAAAAUAUCAACUUACUGGAAGCGAGUUUGGCUGGUGGUUCCCUUUCUGCGACAUUGCAGCGCGAUGUUAGAGCGGUGUCGGCUCGUUGGUCGGCUCUGCGUGCAGCCGCCACUCGUCGUGGUGGAGCCCGGCGACUCCGCAGGGAAAUGGCAGCGCUUCGGGAAACGCUCGACGAUAUCUGUGACCCUGCAGACUGCGCUCCCCAACCGCACACAAGAGCUCAACUACACAGGAGAAUCGAAGAGUUAAAGGAUCGCCUAUCGCGUCUUUUAGAAUGCAAAGUUUCAAUGUUGAAAUUGACGGUCUCUGUACGUCGGACUCUCGGCGAGAUGGAGUCAGAUGAUAGCGGUCUCGCUACUGAAUUGGCAGCGUUAUUAUCCGCAUGGGAUGAUGCGCAUCAACGGACUUCUAAUGAACUUCUCUCCUUGGAAAAAGCAAUAUGUGCUUGGGCCGAAUGGGAGGGUGCGCUCCGCGAACUUCAAGGGGAAUUGAGGGGAGAUCUAGCUACUUUGGAGGCAUUGCGUGAUCGUGGCACAAUCGUUGGUGACCAAACCGAAGUCGCCACUCAGAUCAAACAAUUGGCCGCAUCUCUUAUAGAGAAAAAGAAGGGUAGUUCAACAUGCGACUCCCUCUCGGACUCUGGUAUAUCUGACGGAGAUAGUGAAGGUGUUGGCAGACGGGCGAGACGUCUGGGUGCUCUGAGAGAGCUGGCGCGUCGUUUGCAAGCGACUUUAGCUCCGAAUUCCCCAGCACACAGGGCUAUUGCCAAGCGUAUGGAACAAACCGAAAACGAAGUACGCACCUUACAAGCGUCUUGUAAAGCGCUGGUUGAACAAAACAUACCGGAACUUAAAAUUGACGAUGACAUUUCUGUUUAUUUCAGAGAAAAUAAUGUCGGCCCAGUAGCUGGCAGUAAAACUGGCUCGGGCGAUCCCGACUACAGCCCUCGAGGUGGAUGGGUGUGGCGUGUAUUACGUUCAUCUCUCCCCAUCCAACUGUGCCUUGUCGCUUUAUUGUUAGCCGCUUGGUUGGUUGAACGUCCACGAUGCUGCGAUGCUCUUAACUCCCUUGCCCAAUCGUUAACUCCUCAACUAAGAUACGUUCGAGGACCUCCUCCAGUUUGAGAAGCACGAUAAAUAAAGUUGUGGUUAAUUAAGCUAGAAUUCUAGCAGGAUUUUAUGGAUAUAUAGACACGGCAAAGGGUUAUAGGCACAUCCCAGUAGCACAAUUUGUGUGAUGCACUUUUGUAUUUGCCAUCGAGUGUGUUCCGAGUUUUAGCUACGUAAAUGACGAAUGGUAUUUAGACAAUAUCUAAUUCAAUUUAAGAGAAAAGUAGAUUUUCUUAUGGAUGUAUGAGACUAUAUCUAGAUGGUUUUUGAUGACUUAAUGAAAUGCCUGUUUUAUAUCUUUAUUUAAUAAUUGAAAGUUUAAAUAGAGAAAGGACAGUAAAUAGGUUUGAUUGACAUUUACUAACAUAUAGUUAUGGAUGUACCUUAAGGUAUAAACGUAGUAGAAGAAUAAUGAGUGAUAGUAGAACGAAAGACUAAGCGGGUCGCUAUCACGACGAACUCGCCGACAUUAGCUUAAGAGAACCGUAAAAUUCAAAUUGUUGCUCACAGCAAAAAAAGUUCAAAUAAAUAAAAAUGUUCCAAAAAAAAAAAAAGAUUGUCUGUAUCAGACGAAGUUCAAACUAGUUUUGUAUUUUAGUAUUGAUUUUAUCAUAAUACUAACAUUUAACGAGAACGUAGGCUAGAAAGCAUGCCUAUUUUAGUACAAUUAUUUUUUUUAGAAUACUAAGAUAAGAAUGCGAGUGUGAGUGAUCUUUCUAAAGAAAAAAAAAGACCUACAUAUCUUUAUAGGCUUUUAUAGAACAGCUAUACACUGUUAAGAGAUACUAGUGCGUUUUCAUUUAUUCUAAUUAAAAACACUACAAAACAAAUCGUUCUUUAAGCUCCACAGAAAGAAAAGACUGAUAAAAUGUAAAUUGCAAUGUUAACUUUUCAUAAGUUGGUCAAAACUGUAUUGCCAUUUUACCUAGUACCUUAUUUAUAUAUCUAUUAAGAUUUUCCAUUUCGUUAACAUAUACAAUUACUUGUUUUUAAAUAGCAACCUAAUUCAUUCUAUAGAAACAAUGAAGUCAAUGUAAUUAAACACAAAUCAAAACAUUUUGUUCUUCAAAAUCCGGACUGAACAUUUAAUGUACCUUAACUAUAAUAAAAAAAGAAAUAUGUAUCCACUCUCAGCUAGUUUUAACUAGUUUAAUAUCAAAUAUCUCCAUUACUGAAAGAAAAAAUGCCUGAAACGUUAUGAUACUUUCAAAUGAUUAUUUAUAUACAUUUAUGUUCCAACACAUACAACAUCAUGUGUAAAUAGAACUCUGUUCAAUUCUCUUCAGAAAAUAAUUUCCGGUUUUUAUAGAUUUUGCUUUUGAACAUUUUGCCAUUUCACAAACUAUACAGUAUUAUAUUACACCUUUGUGCACAGCUAGUGAUUUAUGUAUUAAGUUAACGAAGAUUUUUUAGCUGUCUUAACAUAGAGAAAAUAUAUAGAUUAAAUGAUAUACAAUUUUUAUAUUAAAAUGAAGCACAUUAAAUAAAGAUAUUUUUGACUCAAAAUACAAAAUGAAAACUGGCUGAGAAAAUAAGGAAGAUAUAAACGUUGCAAUCCCCUUUCAGAACACAUAACCAUUCAUAGCAAAGUCAUUCUUCACAGCUGCCAUACAAAAACCAGAAGAAAACUGGCUUUGCUCAAUUUGGAAAAUCCACUCUUAAUCCUGACCACAAACAUAAAACGCUUAUAUUAUCUCAGAAGUUAAUUAGCCAAUUGGUUAUUCAAAACACAACAUGUGUGAUUUAAUUGCAUUCUUCAUGAGGUCUUUUUGUUUUAAUUAAAGUUACCCCUAAGCGACCUAAUUGUAAUUUGAACUACUUUUAUCAGUUUUAAAAGAAUAAUAUGAUCAAAUAGUUUUAGCCCAAAUUUCACAUAAACAGAUUCAAAUAUACAGAAUUACUCAUGUUUACAGAUUAAACAAGACUGACAAAAGAAUUAACCAUGAUUUUGUAAGUGUGGAAAAUGUAUAUUUUAUGUUCUCUCCAUUACAUUUAAAAUAAAAUUUAUCUCCUAUUCAUCUUUAGCUAUUAAUUCAUGAUUGAGAAACAAUUUAAACUCCUGUUAUUUACUUGAUUUGUGCACAAUUAGGAGAAUACUUUUCAGUUUUCCUGAACAUUGAUAAAAUAAAUACAAAAUGAAACCAUAAAAAAUUAUUCAAACAUUCUUACGACUAAGAAAACUACGAAACUGAUUAUUAAAGAAUAAAAAUCUAUAAGUAUAUUUGAUUUUGUGAAAUAAAAAUCAAGGACAUUAAUUUUAUUAUGUAUUAUUGAAUUGUUUAAUUGAAAUUGAAAUGUGAAUCAGAUUAUAAAUUCUUAAUUUUAAAUGACAAAUUAUUUAAAAAAAAAUCAAUGACAAUCUACUUUAAUUAUUUAAACUGGUAAUUUAAUAUUAUACAUCUUGGCCUAACCGACGACAAAACAAAGUACCAUCGAUAGAAGACUAUAUAGUUAUGUGUGAGUUGCUUGAGACACCUAGUCUGAAUCCGUACUGGCCAGGUGCAGGCGAGCGUCUUUAACGUAAUUACAACAAUAAAUUUUAUUUCAAACCAAAUCAGCGAAACCAUUACAUUUUAAUGAUUGAAAUUACGUUUUUAUUUUGAGAUUUUCGACUCGGGCCACAUCAAACAUUCAGAGAAAAUUGCAACUGAAAAGUUAAACACAUAGGUAGUAGGUACGGUACGGUAGGUACCUACUUAGCUAACUUAUCUAUUUACCCUGUCGUAACAAGUGAUAAUGGUGAAAAGGGACGUCAAGGGAACCUUUGGCACACUGAAUAAAAAAUUGGGACUAGCCUGCACUCGGCCAGAUAUGCCAGCAAUGUAGAGUUCAGGCAAAACCACACCUAUGACUACUGCUUUCCUACCUACGGCCCACGCGCAUUUAUUACCGACAUUACGGAAUACAAUAUUAUGUUAUCGUGAACGAAAAAUAUUUUUGAGUCCUAAGUUUUUGUUUUAAUAAAUGGCUCAAUGUUAAACUGCCUUAAAACAAGUUUGAAUGUGAGAGUGACUUAAUAUUUACUUAUCAAAUAUAAAAAAAAUAGGUCUUUUAUAACCUAUAAGAUGUUUGUCUCUAGUAUCUAAGUUAAAUUAAUUUCGCUGCAGUUUUCAAAAUAAGAACCUUGAAAUCACGCCGUGUGACAAUAAUGUAAACAGAUGCAGCGAAAGUCAUUCUUCGAUGUUAUAUUGGCAGGGCCUUUAUAGUGUGUCAUAUUUCUUUUAAUUUCCUAAUUUAGUUAAUCGAUAUAAUUGAAAGAAAAUAGACAUGCCUAUGAUGUGCAUUUAAUUUUUCGUUCUGCAGUUAAAGUUGUGAAGGCAUUUUUAUUGUAUGCGUUGUGGCAUGUUGGCUUUUGGAAUGGAAAUAAAAAAUUAUAAUAUAA